AUGCCUGCCAUCAACUUCAUCGACCGAUCCCACUCCCCCCACAUCUCCCCACUCGUCAAGCGAAGCAACUGGGCCAGCAAGAACCCCGGUGUGAUUCUGGUCUUCUGCAUUGUCUUCAUUGUUGGGGUGGGCGUUAUCUCGCUCUUCCUCUACCGCCGAUGGAUGAAGCGAAAGGCCGAGAAGGAGAGCUACGAGACAACGGAGUAG
Penicillium alfredii is the source of this 207-nucleotide messenger RNA. RefSeq lists its product as uncharacterized. Bases 1 to 207 code for a protein of 68 amino acids. Lineage: Eukaryota; Fungi; Ascomycota; Eurotiomycetes; Eurotiales; Aspergillaceae. Gene Ontology annotation, molecular function: enzyme regulator activity. The transcript has a single exon. Gene Ontology annotation, biological process: regulation of catalytic activity. The record is from RefSeq and is a predicted model, not a curated record.